CCUCCAGGCCGGUUUGGGGCGCACGGGGGCGCCGCUGAGACCGCACUGCUACCUGAGCUGCCGAGCCCCGGGAAAGGCGCUCACUUCCGCGUCAGGCCCCGCGGCGUCAGACGGCCGCGCCAAGGGCCGGGCGGGCCGCAGAGGGGGACUGGGACCACUGUUGUUUUGCAUUUUCUGAAAGUGUUUCAAGGCAGAAGUUGAGGUGUCAGAGAGAGCAAUGGAAAGUCACAAGGCAGAAGAAGAGGUGGUGGAUAUUCUUCGACUGAAUGUGGGUGGCUGUAUUUACACAGCCAGGCGUGAAUCCUUGUGUCGCUUUAAGGACUCAAUGCUGGCAUCCAUGUUCAGUGGUCGUUUUCCUCUAAAAACAGAUGAAUCAGGGGCUUGUGUUAUCGACCGUGAUGGACAUCUAUUUAAAUACCUUUUGGAUUAUCUUCACGGAGAAGUUCACAUUCCCACAGAGGAGCAGACCCGCAUUGCUCUGCAGGAAGAAGCUGAUUACUUUGGCAUCCCUUAUCCGUACAGCCUGUCUGACCACUUAGCCAAUGAAAUGGAGACAUAUUCUUUAAGGUCAAAUAUAGAACUUAAAAAGGCUUUAACAGACUUCUGUGAUUCGUAUGGUUUAGUUUGCAAUAAACCAACGGUUUGGGUUCUCCACUAUCUUAACACAUCUGGUGCAAGCUGUGAGAGUAGAAUUAUUGGUGUAUAUUCCACAAAAACUGAUGGAACAGAUGCUAUUGAUAAGCAGCUGGGAGGAAGAAUUCACAGUAAAAGCAUUUUUAAAAGAGAGGCGGGAAAUAAUGUUCAGUACAUUUGGAGCUAUUAUUCAGUAGCAGAAUUGAAGAAAAUGAUGGAUGCCUUUGAUGCCUGGGAAGGAAAAGGUGUUAGCUACUGGCGGGUGCCUCACGAGCUGAUAGAAUGUUGGACUCUGGAAGAGCGGCCUUUACUUGGAAGCCUACAUCACAUGGCCCCAAUUCGAAAGAGGCGACUGACAGCCUUCAAUGAAGAGGAGGAAGAAGGCGAGAACUGUAAGACGGGCCCUAAACCUGUCCGAUUUUUGGGUCCUUCCACCAGCACCCAAAUUAAAGUCAAGAAUUCCGCUUCCGUCAGGGUGUCCCCGGCCAGGGCGUCGGUGAACGCGGCUGUGGGAGGAAAGGCAGCCCAGCGCUGUGCCCCGACGAGAGCCCCAUCCCUGGUGGGUACCACGGGUGCUGAGAACGGAGCUGGGCACCCAGCUCCAGCUAAGGUUCUGCUCUCCGACAAGAAGGCCACCCCGCCCCGAGUGAUAAAACUGAAGCGGACUCCCCUGUGUGCCACCGGGCCUUCCCCGCCCGCCUGCCCCGCGGCGAGGACCGUGGGGCCCCCGGAGCCGCCCCCCAGCGCCCCCGGCGCCCUGGACCUGUGGACUGAGAAUGGGCAGCGGCAGACGGAUUGAUGGAAACAGGGCCUCAGGACAUCCCGUUUGCCCUUCUGAGCUUCCAGCCCGUUUAAUACAAAUAAGUGCCACUCUGCUGACGCACUCGAGGUGAAAAUUUAAGUUUCUGUUUAGGACAAAUGGUGUGAAAAGGAAUGGGUUGUGUGAAGAGGGAUGAGGAGGGAGAUUGUAAGUGUCUCCGUUUCCCAGCAUUUCAAUUUACUUGUCGAGGGCCAGUUGCAAUUUCAGGUUUUUAAAUGUGUUUGAAAAUGUUUCACUGGUAUUAAGGCAACAAGACAGUCCAGCACAAUCAUCGCUAAGGAAGACCACUGUGUUACUGCAAUAAUUCUAGCUUUUAGGUACUUAUUUAAUGUUUCUCAUUGCGGCCCAGGGAUUGGAAAGGGGGUUGGGUUUAGACCUUUCUGUCUGGCGACAUGGGGAGGGUGGUGGUAGUGCUUCCCUGUGCUUUGUCACAGAUGCAGGAGGUUGGAGAGACCACGUAGGUCAAGGUGAACUCCGCCAGGGUCACUCUCAGUCUCAAAAGGUAACUUGAAAAGAUAUGUAGGAAAAGCAAGACGAUAAUUUGAGAUCACAUUUUGACUCUCACUUAAUCAAACCGUUUUCUCUCCUAGAUUGGCUUUUCCUACACUUUUCUGUUAGCAGAUUUAUUUAUACAUCACAGGAAGAUUUCUUGGGAUAAGAACGAUAUAAUGCAUCUUUGGAAUGAACUGCUAAAAUAUUUUGAGUCUGAAAAGUGAAUUUUGAAAACACUUUGAAAAAGAAGUUAAAAGUUUAACUUUUUAACUAAAGUUAAUGUUUGUUUUUCAGAAAUGACCAUUGAGUGAUUCUGAUUAUACAGUAUGAUUUUUAUGCAUAAAAUUUCCACAUAACUUGAAUUUAAUAUUUUUAAACAGAAUAGUUAAUCUUCUAUUUUUUCACAACUGUUCAUUUGUAUGUGUUUACACGUACAGGUUAUGUUUUAUAAUUGGAUCACAUAUUUCUACCUUCAGUGAGCAGUAUGCCUGCAGUGUAUUAAAAAUAAGUUCAUAAAGCAGGGUAGUUUUUACUCAGUGCUUACAUUGGUUCGAAAGAGUAAAUAUACUCAAGACAUUACUUUUCACAAAAUAUAGUAAAACGUUUCCAUAAAAAGUGAAAAUUUUCUGUGACUAUACUUAUUUCUAAGCCUUGGAGCCGUUUGGUAGUUUGAAAGCUUGUUCAGUUAUAUAGGUUAUCUAUUUCUACUUUCGCAAUUGCUUUCUUGUCUAGUUAAUGUAUGAAAUUAUUAAACCAAUUUUGGAUAGCUAUCCAAAUACCAGCAACUUUCUAAAAUAAGUGGCUAGAAAAAGUGAAUAUUUAACUAAAGAUUUAUGAAUGAUAUUCCCCUAUAGAAUAUAUAAAAUAUUCAGUCACCUUGAAAAAUACUGUCAUAAAGAAUCCAGGCCCUCUUCAGUGAGUUUUAAAAACUUCCAUUUAGAAUAUUAUUAGUAUUGUUUGAUCUACGACUUUUUUUUUUCUUUUUGCCUUUUCUAGGGCCGCUCCCACGGCAUA
This is a messenger RNA of Phacochoerus africanus (Common warthog), 2959 nucleotides long. It is a transcript of the gene KCTD18, whose product is annotated as potassium channel tetramerization domain containing 18. NCBI's taxonomy places the organism in Eukaryota, Metazoa, Chordata, Mammalia, Artiodactyla, Suidae. The record is from RefSeq and is a predicted model, not a curated record. Gene Ontology annotation, biological process: protein homooligomerization. The transcript has 7 exons. Bases 218 to 1432 code for a protein of 404 amino acids.